Molecule: messenger RNA, 1199 nt
Organism: Pistacia vera
Lineage: Eukaryota; Viridiplantae; Streptophyta; Magnoliopsida; Sapindales; Anacardiaceae
Exons: 3
Coding region: 29-1138 (369 amino acids)
Source: RefSeq, a predicted model, not a curated record
AGGGAGCAAGAAGCUUCAUAUUUGGAGAAUGGUGUAUCUGAUGUCUUUGUUUCAAGAUUUGAUGGCUAUGAUAAUGAUCUUGGUGACGAAGCCCUUUUGCCUUUGCAAGUCAGCAAUUUUGUUUUGUCUAAAAACCACUUUUUUUGUCCUUCAUAGCUGGAUAGAGCUGGUCAAUGUCACUACCAACUUCCAUGUGAACAUGAUAUGCAGAACAAUGUCUUGGACAGUUGCUCUUAUAACUCUUCCUCUACGAGUUUUUACCGCCUUGCAGAGGGAGAGACUGCUGGAACAGCAACUGCAUGAAAUGCAGUUAGAGUUGGAGACUCUUGUCUGGGAUAGGAAGGAACUUGAAGGCCAUCUUCAGAAUGCCAUUAAAGAAUGCAAAAUUAUGGAGUCCAUGCUAGCUGAACUUGAAGAUGAAAAUGACAAAGCUAUGGCAAAAAUUGAAUUAUUAGAGGACGAGUUGCAGUGUCUGAAGGAUGAAACUCUUCAGCUGAAGGAAAUUUGUGGUAAAGAACGGUGGGGUUUUAAAGUUCAUGACAAAGACAAUGGACAAAAAGUUGGCGUUGCUGCUGACAACUAUGGCAUUUCAUAUGGGUUACCGUCAUGGAAAUCCAAUCUUAAGGGGACUGACUUCUUCUUCCAAGAUGUGAUGACACACAAAGACGCUUGGGCAGGUGAAAGCAAGAAUAAUACUGAAUUUCUCAAUAUCUUAAAGACUGGAAUUGCAGCGAGCAGCGAAUCCAUCCACUCUUAUAUACCUGGUUUUAUCCCACGAAAUAUAGGAAUGAUUGAAGUGCUUGACCAGAGAAGUGGAAUUGCACUUUCACAGUCUCUUUUUAGUGCGGUGUUAUCGCUUUUGGUUGGAAUGAUUAUCUGGGAAGCUGAAGACCCUUGCAUGCCACUUGUGGUGGCUCUUUUCACAGUGGUUGGCAUGUCACUGAAAAGCGUUGUUCAGUUUUUCUCCACCAUUAAGAACAAACCUGCUUCUGAUGCUGUCGCUUUAUUAAGCUUCAACUGGUUUAUACUCGGCACACUGACAUACCCAACACUGCCAAAAGUUGCCCGCAUGUUGGCUCCCCUCACCAUCAGGUUUGUAGGUCAGACAAUGAGCUGGUUUGGUUUCUCGACACAAUAGCUUAAUCUACUUGAUUCCUAGAAAUCACCUAACCAUGUAUAAUGUUAAUAUCUUUCUGUCA